UAGCUUCGUAUUCGCCGACGACUGGGAUUUGCCGCAGAGUGAAUAUUCUAGAUUAAUAUCAAAACAAGCCUUUUUGUAAUAAUUAUUGACUUAGUGUCUGGUCAAUCCUCGAAUCAUCGAAUCCUCGUAAUAUUCCAUAACCUCUGAGUGUCUUUCUUGAUGAUCAGGAUGAGUCUGUUGAUUUUGGCACUUCUGACAGUUGUUCACUCGCUGAAUGUCACCCAAAUGCCGACGACGAGAGAAAUACCGUCAACUUCACCAAGGGCAACUACUGGGACUCCAACACCCUCAUGGAAGGAAAUCGCAAGAAACAAAUCUCAGUUAGUAACACAACUAUUGAGAGGAUACGACAAGAGAAUUCGACCUUAUACUGGAGUUCAACCAAUGGAUGUCCGUGUAGACAUGUUAGUGUCCAACAUUUGGGCGAUAGAAGAAGCUAAAAUGGAUUUUACAAUAGACAUCUAUCUUCGCCAGUAUUGGGAAGAUCCUCGACUUUCAUUUCUUGGGAACGAAAUUCAGAGAACGCUGACAUUAAAUAGACAAACGAUAGAUGAGAUAUGGGUUCCAAGUACAUACUUCUUUAAUGCCAAGAAAGCCUACUUCCACGAUGUCACAACAGAUAAUUACCUUCUGCAAAUUCAACCGGAUGGAAAUAUCUUCUACAGCGUUAGGCUAACAGUGACAAUGGCUUGUAAACUUAAUUUACAGAUGUUUCCACAUGACGUACAAACUUGCACAGUCAUGCUUGAAUCGUAUGGUUAUCAAGCAACAGAUGUGUUUUACAAGUGGAAUUCAAGAAAUUCAACGGGUGAUGUUGUAUACAUCGCAGAGGACCUAGAGAUGCCUCAGUUUAUGAUCACCAACGUAGAACUUGAAGAGAAAACGAAUAUCUACAACAUUGGGCCUCAUUCGGCGCUUGUGGCAAAGUUCACUUUCCAUCGUCGCCUCGGUUACUAUAUGAUCCAAACGUACAUCCCAUCAAUGUUAACCGUGACAAUUUCUUGGUUCUCCUUUUGGAUUUCGCCAGACUCCCCACCAGCUCGAGUAGGACUGGGUAUUACAACAGUCCUUACGAUGAUCACGAUUUCGAACAGUGCGCGUGCGCCACUUCCUAAGGUCUCCUACACUAAGGCCAUUGACUGGUUUCUAUUGAUGUGCUUGGUAUACGUGUUUGGUGCGCUAAUGGAGUAUGCUAUCGUGAACUUUUACUCCUGUAAAGUUCAGUACAAAAAACAAAAGGAGACAAGAAAGGCGGAACAAGAGUUCUUUGCACAGGAAUCUGAAAAAGAAGAAUCAGAUGGGCUGUUUCAGAAUGGCUCUAUCAAGAAGAGUGACAGCAAUGGAAGCUACCGAGUGGCUGUUGUCAUAGACAGCAAGAAUCCGUUUUUUCCUCGAGCACAUCUCAACAAAAAACAUUCUAAAUUCAGAUUAGCUCGCCGAUUUCGGCAAAAGGAAACAGACGAAUUAAAUGAAAGCAAUUCUCAGCAUCCCAAAAAACGUCAUCACUACUUCUGGGACCCGUAUGAAACAGCAUUUAUGACGUCAGAACCGGCGUACACCGUGGAUAAAUACGCUAGGAUAUCCUUUCCUGUCACCUUCGCUGUGUUGAACUCUAUAUACUGGAUUGUUUACGCGCCGGAUAAAGUCAUCUUCUAAUUAUACGCCGUAACCGUGAGAUGUGAAAUCCUCGACAUCGUCUCCUAUGCCGCAAUAACGCUUAACUAACGGCGCAAGGUAAUGAAAGGGCUGGGGAAAAAAGGCGAAAAAGCAGAAAGAAAUGUGAAGUGAACAGGGACAAACUCAGCGUACUUUAUUCUCAAUCAGAGAUCCUGGAAGCAAAAUCAGGAAAUCCAUGAACGCCAUAGGAGCAUUAGGAUAAUCAAGGAACAUUGUAAAAUCUAAUCUUCUUCCCGCGUUCUGUCAAAGAUCUUCGGUUCGCAUUAUGCAUGUUUUCAGAAUAAGCCGCAAAUAUGUGGGAAAAAAUCAUUGCCAAACGAUAAAUAUCUGGAGACCAGAAAAAUGGAAUACUUAAAUUCAUAUAUAUAUAGAAAGUUUAAAAAUUGCGAGGAUGGACAA
This is a messenger RNA of Stylophora pistillata, 2076 nucleotides long. Its product is annotated as glycine receptor subunit alpha-4. Gene Ontology annotation, cellular component: membrane. Lineage: Eukaryota; Metazoa; Cnidaria; Anthozoa; Scleractinia; Pocilloporidae. The record is from RefSeq and is a predicted model, not a curated record. Gene Ontology annotation, molecular function: GABA-A receptor activity; extracellular ligand-gated monoatomic ion channel activity. Gene Ontology annotation, biological process: monoatomic ion transmembrane transport; gamma-aminobutyric acid signaling pathway; chloride transport.